This is a messenger RNA of Pisolithus orientalis, 741 nucleotides long. RefSeq lists its product as uncharacterized. The record is from RefSeq and is a predicted model, not a curated record. NCBI's taxonomy places the organism in Eukaryota, Fungi, Basidiomycota, Agaricomycetes, Boletales, Pisolithaceae. The coding region runs from base 1 to 741 and encodes 246 amino acids. The transcript has 3 exons.
AUGGUCUUACCAGCCAGACAGUUAGUGUUGGUAGCUCUCAUCCACCAGGGGAAAGCCCCUCAAGGGGCCAUAGCACCUAUACUGAUCCAAAGGGAUGGUUUGUUCAAACUAGAUGUGGAUGAUGAUAUCUGGCAGGAUAUUGGUCUUGAGGAUGAUUCUGUGGGAUUGCCACCAGCUUGGUUAGCUGAUGAAAGGGUGCACUUGGGGAUCAGGUCACUCCUUGAGCUGAAGAGGUGUGAGGAAGAGGAAAGGAGGCUCCUGUAUGAAAGAAAAAGCUUGAUGGAAUGGCACUCAGAAGAAUGGAGAAGGCUGGAGAAAUGCAGAGUGGAUGCAGGUGCAGAUCUUGCAUAUGCAUAUGAACUGGACUGCAGGGCUUCAGCAUUAGCAAGUCUGAGUCUCCUGUGGCAGGAAAAAUUGAGGGACUUUCCAGGAGGUGCUGAUGAGAGCUGGGAGGCAAGGGUUGAAGAAUGGAAGAAUAUGGAUUAUGCACCACUCAUCAUGGACAUGGACAGAAAUGAAGAGGUGGGAUGGGAGGACUUGGAAUCUGAAAAUGAUGAUGGGGAUGAUGAAGUGCUUGAUGGUGACUUGCUGUGUGUUGCUGAGGAAUUUGCUCUUGCAGAUGAAUAUCACCAACAGUUCAGUGAGAUGUCAUUGACAGAGUUCUCAUGGGCAGAUGACUGGGAAUUGGAUGUAUUAGAUAUGGAUCUCCCAUCAUCUCCAAGUAAAAGACCACAUAGGUAG